Messenger RNA from Hemiscyllium ocellatum (epaulette shark), 2375 nucleotides. RefSeq names its product S-phase kinase-associated protein 2, E3 ubiquitin protein ligase (gene skp2). The transcript has 10 exons. NCBI's taxonomy places the organism in Eukaryota, Metazoa, Chordata, Chondrichthyes, Orectolobiformes, Hemiscylliidae. Bases 100 to 1419 code for a protein of 439 amino acids. Gene Ontology annotation, cellular component: SCF ubiquitin ligase complex. Gene Ontology annotation, molecular function: protein binding. Gene Ontology annotation, biological process: positive regulation of protein ubiquitination; SCF-dependent proteasomal ubiquitin-dependent protein catabolic process. The record is from RefSeq and is a predicted model, not a curated record.
GAACCUGCUUGGGGGUCUGGGUAACAGGAAAGAGGGGGAGAUCAGGAGAAAGAAAGACCAGGAAAAAGAGAGAGAUCCAGGACAGAUCAGGAGAGAGAAAUGGAACUGCAGAGAUGGAAGCGGGAGGUAGAGACAGGACAGAUCCGGUUGGAUGGUGGAGGUGAAAUAGUGAAGGAUACACGAGUUUUACAGGAGGUGACACCAUCCAGCUGCAGCCCAAGCACAUUCACCUGGAGCUGGGACUCAGUUGAGACCCACUCAUUGAUGACAGUGAUGGGGGUUCGUCUGAUCGAGGAGAAAACAAACAAAGCAGCAGAAUCUUCAGAUCGAGCGGCUCCUCCGAAACGGCCCAGGAACUGCCAAGGGAAAGAGAACCACGUGCACAACUUUCUGGUUUCCAAGAGAUUUCGGAAAAGUGCUCAUUCUUCACCAGGUGUAAGCUGUUCCUGGGAAGCGUUACCAGAUGAGCUGCUCUUGGUGAUUUUCCGCUUUCUGUCACUGCCUCACCUUCUGAAAGCCUCAAGUGUUAGUAAACAAUGGCACAGGCUGGCGUUUGAUAAAUCCCUGUGGUACAGUGUGGAUUUGGGCAAAGGGAAUCUGCCCCCUGGGACUGUGGGCCAGGUGCUAGGAGCUGGUGUUGUAGUCUUGAGGAGUCCCUGCUCCUUCCUCGGAGACCCUAUCUUCAAGGAUGAAAGGCCUCUCUGCCUUCAGUACAUGGAUCUCUCACAUUCUGUACUCAGCAGUUCCUCCAUCUUCCAGAUUCUACGCCGUUGUCACCAACUCCGCGGCCUCAGUCUUGAGGCUCUCGCACUUUCUGAUGACAUCAUAAUGGCGAUCGCUGGCAAUAGGGACUUGUUGUGUUUGAAUCUCUCCGGCUGCUCGUGUUUCAGAGCCCAGGCCCUCAGCCAGAUGUUGAGAAGCUGUUCUAGGCUGGAUGAGUUAAAUAUUUCUUGGUGCAGGUUCAGCUCCCAAAACAUCCAGGCAGUGGUCUCACAGAUUCCUGACAGCGUGACCCAGCUCAACAUUAGCGGCUACCGGCGCGGUCUGCACAACUCUGAUGUGGAAGCUCUGUGUAGGCGCUGUCCCCAGAUGACUGACCUGGAUUUGAGUGAUAGCACGAUGCUGACUCCUAGCUGUUUCUCCAGUCUCCAUGGCCUCUAUCACCUCCAGCACCUGGGCUUGAGUAGAUGCCAUGAGAUCCCACCAGCAAGUCUUGUGGCCCUGGGGGAGAUCACUACACUGAAAACUCUGAACAUUUAUGGACUUGUGCGAGACUCCAUGGUCAAUGUGAAGGACCUAAUUCCUCAGAUUAAAAUCAACACCUUUCCACUGACGAGCAUCGGCCGGCCAACACCCAGCUACGGGAAGCUGCAGACAAUCUGGGGAACUAACUGCAAGUUGCGGCUCCAUAAUCUCUGAGCAAUAUCAGUCACUACACACUACACAGCAAGAGGACAUAAGUGGCUGAGAACAUGAAGAGGUUCUGGGCACAGUCACUCCCACAAGCACAUCAUCGGUCAGUGUUGACAAUAAUCACUGCUUUCUGCAUUCAGAGGAGUAGAUCAUUGAUGAAAACCGAGAAACUAUGAGACCACGAGACUGAAAUGAAGCAUUUUUCCAAGGAAGUGAUCAGAUGGUUCACAAUUAGAUUCCAUUGCGGGAAGUGGUGAAUUGUUUGAAUCUGUGUUUUUAAAGUGAGUUAGUGUUUGGAAUGUUCAGUCGGUUAAAAAGAUUCCAGGCAGUUUUAAACAUCACGUCAAAGCUUUCCAUCUUGCACUCAGGACUGAUACGCAAAAAACAAACUAUGAAAGGGAACACAGUGAGAAGUGGGUGCUGAUUGGUGUGGAAAUGCAGCUGUUAAUUGUCAAUCUUAGUGAAAUGAGUCCAAAAGACCAUCCGAAUGUGGCAAAGGUACCAGCUGCAACUUCACAACCUCGGGAAACUGGUUUAAAUUAUUAGGUGCUAACAGUCCAGCCAAUUGGCUGAAAUCAAACUCUGCAACCUGUACUCUCAGGCAGACAGCUAGGAACAGAGCGAACACUGGCAUCCUGUUUACUCCCAGUUUUUAAUGUCUCUGUGCCAUUGCCAUCAGCAUUCUUUUCAGUUCUUUCAGCACCAGCUCCCCCAACCAGAACCCUGCCACCUCUGCCUCUCCAGGGCCCACUGCUUCCAGGAUUUUGGUUUUAUUAUGGAGUCCCACCAUUCACAGUGUUUUGCUUCUGUAUAAAAGCGGUAGGAUCAGUGCUUUAGAAUCACAUCGAGUCCCCCACUGCCACCAACCCAAAGCCAAUGAUUCCUCUCAUUUCUUGUACCAUCUGUAUCCCAAAUCUAGGCAGCAUCAGGAAUAGUGAUUAGGUAUUGUUUGUUUUAUUAAA